AAAGGAAGAGGAAGGAGAAGAAGCUGUGCUAUGCUUCAAGGCUCAUUUAUUUACCAUCCUGCCUUUGCCUUUAUUACCUUCUGCUUCCCUUUUCAACCUCCUCUUCCAUACCCUCUGUAAUCUACAUAUAUGUAUGAUUAUAUAUAUAUUUAUAUACAUAUCCAUCCCUCUAAUAAGCUAUACAAAUUUGCAAAGCUUCUUCAAUCAACCCCUUCUUCUUCUCCUCCUUCUUCCUUGGUUAUUUAUUCUCUGCUACUCAAUUUAAGCCAUUUGCGAUAGUUUUAAACUGAAUGCUGCACCCUCCUCCUUUUCCUCUCCCUCCCUUUAUCAAUUUAAUCCUUCCAUCUCUUUCUCUCCUUCAAGCUUCAUAACUCCUCUCAAGUGCUCUUUACCUUGCAUUGAAGCCGCCUUUUGUACUUCUAACCACCAUUCAUUCUUCAUCUCACGGCAUUUUGAAUGCAGCCGGUGUUUCGGUUGAGGACUGAUAUCUGGCAUCGCUUGUUUUCGAUAGAAGGAGAUAGAAAUUGUUAGCAAGUCAAAAUGCGAGUGAAAGAAAUGCAUCCUUUGUGCUGUAUUUCCCUCGAAAGUCCCGGCAUCGGGAACCAAUCACCGGAUGCGUCUCUUUCGAGGACCAGAAGUCUGCCGGCGAGUUUCGAGGCUGCUGGAUCUGAUGGCAUUGCCAGUGGACGGGCUCAGGGAUCGGAGACUACGGUGGCCGGCAUUCUAUACAAGUGGACUAAUUAUGGUAAAGGGUGGAGAUCCCGAUGGUUUCUAUUGAGGAAUGGCGUGCUUUCUUACGCCAAGAUCCGAUGGCCGGAGAACCUCAAUCUCCUAACGCCCGCCGAAGACGUCAAGUUGAUCGGCGAAAUUUCCACCAAUCGAUUGGCAAGAAUGGACGGCGGGAGUAACAUGAGACGAAAGCACCAUAAAACCUCUUCUGGGGUAGUCCAUCUCAAGAUCUCGUCAUUUAGAGAGAGCAAGUCGGAUGAUCGCCGCUUCUAUAUAUUUACAGCAACGAAGACUCUCCAUCUCAGAACUGAUUCAAAGAGAGAUAGGGUGGCAUGGAUACAGGCUUUAGUCUCAACUCGCUGCCUCUAUCCACUUAGACCCCUCAGUGAUAACCUCUCUUUUGUACCCAACGAUAUAUCUAUAUCAACUGAGAGGCUUAGAAAACGCUUGCUUGAAGAGGGAACCACUGAGAACCUUGUGAAGGAGUGUGAACAAAUCAUGCUCUCAGAAUUCUCGCAAAUAAAAGGCCAACUCAAAAUUCUCUGUGAAGAACGGUCCAAUUUGCUCGAUACUAUAAGGCAGUUGGAGGCAGCUAAUAUUGAACCUGAAGCCUCGGGAAUCCAUGAUGGUGCAUAUCAAUUAACGAAGCAUGACAUUUCUAGUCUAGGACGUGGAAAAUAUAGUGAGUGCAGUACAACUGAAUCAUCCGAUGAUAUUGAGAAACAGGAUAUGGAGGAAGUGUCAGAUGAAGAUGAGAUCUCAUUUUAUGAUACUGCAGAGUACUUUACAGAAGCUGCUGGUAAUAGGGGGUCUAAGAGAGAUCUGGAUGAGGGGAACAAACCCAGGGAAUCUCGCUCUAAAUGCAUUGAUGCGGAGAAAACUCAGCCAGAGAAAGCAGUCUAUAAUUCUAGGAAUCCUCAGAUAACAAGACGAAAAAAGCUUCCAGAUCCUGUAGAGAAAGAGAAAGGUGUUAGCCUUUGGUCAAUAAUCAAGGACAACGUGGGCAAGGAUCUCACUCGAGUUUGUCUCCCUGUGUACUUUAAUGAGCCUCUAUCAUCUCUUCAGAAAUGUUGCGAGGACUUGGAGUACUCUUAUCUUUUGGAUCAAGCUUAUGAGUAUGGAAAAUCAGGAAACAGUCUCCUCCGGGCAUUGAAUGUUGCUGCAUUUGCAGUUUCGGGAUAUGCAUCAUCUGAAGGUCGUCAUUGUAAACCCUUUAAUCCUUUGUUGGGGGAAACAUAUGAAGCUGAUUAUCCUGAGAAAGGAAUUCGCUUCUUUUCUGAGAAGGUCAGUCACCAUCCAACCCUCAUUGCCUGCCACUGUGAAGGUAGAGGAUGGAAGUUUUGGGGUGACAGUAACAUCCGUUCAAAGUUUUGGGGAAGGUCAAUUCAGCUUGAUCCAGUAGGAGUUUUGACCCUAGAGUUUGAUGAUGGUGAAAUAUUUCAGUGGAGCAAGGUCACUACAACAAUAUAUAACCUUAUCCUUGGCAAAAUAUACUGUGACCAUCAUGGGAGCAUGGACAUACGGGGUAACCGCCAAUACUCGUGUAGACUCAAAUUCAAAGAACAGUCAAUUCUUGACCGAAAUCCCCACCAGGUACUUGGAGUCAUUGAAGAUGCUUCGGGGAAAAAAGCUGCUUCAUUAUUUGGCAAGUGGGAUGAUAGCAUGUCUUACAUUAUUGGCGACGUGAAUGGGAGGCCAAAAGAUUCCAGUUCAUCGGAUGCAUGUCUAUUGUGGAAAAGGACCAAUUCUCCCACCAACCUGACGCGGUACAAUAUGACAUCUUUUUCCAUCACAUUGAACGAGCUUACGCCAGGACUGAAGGAGAAACUCCCACCCACGGAUUCCAGGCUCAGACCAGAUCAGCGGUAUUUGGAAAAUGGGGAAUACGAGAAGGCUAACUCAGAGAAAUUAAGGUUGGAAAGGAGGCAAAGAAUGUCGAGGAAAAUGCAAGAAAAUGGCUGGAAACCAAGAUGGUUCCGAAGAGAAGGAGAAGACGGAACAUUUCGCUAUGUAGGCGGGUAUUGGGAAGCCAGAGAGCGAGGAAUAUGGGAUGAGUGCCCAAAUAUAUUUGAAGUCAAUGAAAACUUAGUAAACCCUUUAGAUGCAUCUUGAUUUAAUUCAGAGUUGAGAUAGCGAUAAUAUAUGAAAAUGAGGCAGCAGGAACCUUUAGCUUCGAAGUUGUAGCAUGGGGCCAUUGGGACUGGUGAAAAAGCGGAUCGACUUUCAGUUAUGGUUGCCUGACUGGAGUGAAUGGCUUCGUAGAUUUUUCUUCCAGCGACGUGAAGCGAACAACCAAAACAUAAAGUGAUAGAAAAAACGUCCAUCCAUCUUUUCCCGGAUGUGCCUUGUGAAAUCGAACAAACCUCAAUCGGCCAAUCGCCUAGGGCUGGUAGUAGUGGGUAGACGUGUAUUUUCAUUUAUGGGCAUGAUAUAGACUAGGCUUUCCAGAAUCUGUCAUGGAGUCGAAAUCAAUUGAUUUGGCAAAAGAUAAAGAAAGAGAGAAGAAAGGAAAUCCCAAAUUGAGGCUGUUAUUUGAUUUUGAUGAGCAUAUGAGCAAAUAAUUCAUCAGCUACAUCAGGGUGUCGUCUAUGUCUAUGAUUGUCGUAUAAUAGGGUUUUACUUUUUAUCUUCUAGAUAUGUAAUUAUUGUUGGGGUAUGAUAUGAGCUUCUCUCUCUCCCUUUCUCCUGAAUCCUCCCAUGGUUGCUGACUUGGCCAAAGAGAUGUAGAUUUGUUAUAAUAUAACAAUAUUAUCCUUGAUAUUUUUCAAGAAAUAAA
Molecule: messenger RNA, 3505 nt
Organism: Neltuma alba
Lineage: Eukaryota; Viridiplantae; Streptophyta; Magnoliopsida; Fabales; Fabaceae
Product: oxysterol-binding protein-related protein 2A
Exons: 11
Coding region: 541-2841 (766 amino acids)
Cellular component (GO): cytosol; membrane
Molecular function (GO): sterol binding
Source: RefSeq, a predicted model, not a curated record